AUGCCACCAAAAAUGACAGCAUAUUACAUAAGGCAAUGGAGUACCACCAAUCAAGCUGGCCAACAAUCAGUUCAACAGGGGAACUCCGGAAACUUUCAGCAAUGGAGUUUAUUGUCUAUUGUCAAUGGCUAUCUUCUCUUUGGUGACCGAAUUGUCAUUCCCACCGAACUUUGUCAACGUGUCCUAGCACAGUUCCACAGUGGACAUCCAAGGAUAAGCCACGUGAAGGCCCUUGCUCGCAGCUAUGUCUACCGGCCCGGUAUGGAUGAACGCAUGGAACAGCUAUGUCGGAGUUGUUUCCGUUGCGCAGCUGCCCAGAAGUCAGCCAAUCGACAAUCGCCGCAAACUUGGCCACAGCCAGUAAAACCAUGGUCGUGCAUCCACGUGGAUUUCGUCGGACCAAUUAAUGGACAAAGCUUCCUCAUCAUUGUCGAUGCAUUCAAUAAGUGGCUUGAAGUCUUUAUUAUUUUUGAGGCAACAACGAUGGUAACCAUCACUAAUCUGCGGCACUUGUUGUCGAUAUUCGGUAUCCCACAAACUAUUGUUUCCGACAAUAGCACUCAGUUUACAUCCCAUCAUUUUGGCGAAUUCUUUCAAAAACACGGCAUCACCCAUGACACGUAUCCAUCAUUCCAUCCACAAUCAAACGAUCAAGCCAAAGGGUUCGUUGACAUAUUUAAACUUGCGUUGACAAGGGCAGAAGGGGAGGAGACCACGACAGGAGUGCUGGAUACAUUCCUGCUUAAAUAUAGAGCAAUCCCUAAUCCACAGUCUCCGGAUGGUGGCUCUCCAGUGGAGGUUAUGACGAACAGACGAUUGAGACUUACCCAUGACGUUAUCCUACCAACACUUGCGUGUUUUCAAUCACCGGCAAGAGGAAAGCUAGCAUUCCGGUCUGGGAACCGUGUGCUUGUCAGGGACUAUCGCCCCGGGCACCGAAGAUGGAUUGUGGGAGUCGUUCUCAAAAGAAUCGGUCAGGUCAAGAUGGGUGAAGGAGGAAAAGAAAUCAAGGGCCUUAGUUUUGCAGAGAAUUUCUUGCUCAGUGGGGCAGCUGCUGUAAUAGCUAAGACAGCAGCAGCUCCAAUAGAACGUGUAAAGCUGCUCAUCCAGAACCAGGAUGAGAUGAUCAAGCAGGGUCGCCUUGACCGGCCGUACCGUGGGGUGAUCGAUUGCACAGUACACACCUUCAAGCAUGAAGGCAUUCUGCCUUUUUGGCGCGGGAACUUGCCAAACUGCCUUCGGUAUUUUCCGACGCAAGCGCUGAAUUUCGCCUUCAAGGACAAGGUUAAGAAGCUUUUCAACCCCAGAAAGGAUGAUCCCUAUUGGAUGUCUUUCUAUAAAAAUGUUGUCAGCGGCGGGGCCGCUGGUGCCAUGUCACUCGUGUUCGUGUAUUCACUGGAUUAUGCUCGAACGCGGUUGGCUAAUGACGCAAAGUCCAUGAAAAAAGGCGGAACCCGAGAAUUCAACGGCUUGAUUGAUGUAUAUGCGAAAACAUUUAAGAGUGAUGGUAUUGUUGGGCUGUAUCGCGGUUUCGUUAUCUCCUGCGUUGGCAUUAUAGUCUACCGAGGUUUCUAUUUUGGGCUAUACGAUACAAUCAAACCACUCGCACUUGGUGAAGACGCCGGUGUGCUUAUCAGCUUCUGUCUUGGAUACGGUGUCACGGUUACAGCGGGGCUGAUCUCCUAUCCGAUCGACACCAUCCGACGACGCAUGAUGAUGACUUCCGGACAGGCCGUGAAGUAUAAGAGUUCGAUCGAUUGCGCAGCUCAGAUCAUGCGUAACGAAGGCUUCAUGUCAAUGAUGAAAGGUGCAAUGGCCAACAUUCUUCGCGGUGUUGCAGGUGGCGGUGUCUUGGCUGGUUUCGACAAAUUCAAAGAUGUCUACGUCUACUACAGGCUGGGCAGCAAACCGGCCGCCUAG
This is a messenger RNA of Opisthorchis viverrini, 1920 nucleotides long. RefSeq lists its product as hypothetical. The transcript is spliced from 5 exons. Gene Ontology annotation, molecular function: ATP:ADP antiporter activity; nucleic acid binding. Gene Ontology annotation, cellular component: mitochondrial inner membrane. The record is from RefSeq and is a predicted model, not a curated record. The coding region runs from base 1 to 1920 and encodes 639 amino acids. Gene Ontology annotation, biological process: mitochondrial ATP transmembrane transport; mitochondrial ADP transmembrane transport; DNA integration. NCBI's taxonomy places the organism in Eukaryota, Metazoa, Platyhelminthes, Trematoda, Opisthorchiida, Opisthorchiidae.